This is a messenger RNA of Mugil cephalus (flathead mullet), 2483 nucleotides long. RefSeq names its product matrix metallopeptidase 24 (gene mmp24). Bases 118 to 1986 code for a protein of 622 amino acids. Gene Ontology annotation, biological process: extracellular matrix organization; proteolysis; collagen catabolic process. The record is from RefSeq and is a predicted model, not a curated record. The transcript is spliced from 10 exons. Gene Ontology annotation, cellular component: extracellular matrix. Gene Ontology annotation, molecular function: metalloendopeptidase activity; zinc ion binding. Lineage: Eukaryota; Metazoa; Chordata; Actinopteri; Mugiliformes; Mugilidae.
AAAUCGGAGCGCACGGAUCGUUUCCUCCGGUAAAGCAGCGGAGUAGGAGCCUGGAAAUCACCGGCGGGAAGCGGAGGAGGAGGAGGAAGAGGAGGAGGGGAUUUAGGGGUCUCAGCUAUGGCGACGGGAGGAGGAGGUGGUGGUUGUGGAGGUGGUGGAGGAGGAACGAGGCGGAGGAGGAAAACGGGGCUCCUGGGAUUCUGCUGGAAAACCUGCUACUUUCCCAUUUUGUUCUGGGUCGUGUCCGUGUGCGGGGAAGAGAAGACGUUCAUCGUGGAGACGUGGCUGAAGAACUACGGUUACCUGCUGCCUCACGACGUGCGGACAUCAGACCUGCGGCAGGAGAAAGCCAUGCAGUCGGCCGUGGCUGCCAUGCAGCGCUUCUACGGGAUCCCAGUGACGGGAGUCCUGGACGAGACCACCAUAGAGUGGAUGCGGAGACCUCGCUGUGGCGUCCCAGAUCAUCCAAACACCAGUCGCCGGCAGAGGAACAAACGCUACGCCCUGACGGGACAGAGGUGGAGAGACAAGAAGAUCUCCUACAGCAUUUCUAACUUCACCCCUAAAGUGGGAGAGAAGGACACGCAGAGAGCGAUCAGACAAGCCUUCAACGUCUGGCAGACGGUCACUCCCCUCUCCUUCCAGGAGGUCCCGUACGCUGAGAUCAAGAAUGAGGGCAAGGAGGCGGACAUCAUGAUCUUCUUCGCCUCUGGUUUCCACGGCGACAGCUCUCCGUUUGACGGGGAGGGGGGUUUCCUCGCCCACGCCUACUUCCCCGGCGCCGGCAUCGGGGGAGACACCCACUUCGACUCGGACGAGCCCUGGACACUCGGCAACGCCAACCACGACGGUAAUGAUCUGUUCCUGGUGGCGGUGCAUGAGUUGGGUCAUGCGUUGGGUUUGGAGCACUCCAACGAUCCCAGCGCCAUCAUGGCUCCUUUCUACCAGUACAUGGACACCCACAACUUCAAACUGCCUCUGGACGACCUGCAGGGCAUCCAGAAAAUCUACGGUAUCCCCACAGCCAUGUUGGAACCCACUCGGCCGUUGCCCACGUUACCGUCUCGACGAACCCACUCGACCUCAGAGCGUAAGACCUCCCGCCCGGCCCGGCCCCCCGGCGACCGCCCCGCCCUCCCCGGCAACGGCAAACCCAACAUCUGUGAUGGAAACUUCAACACCGUGGCCUUCUUCAGACGUGAGAUGUUCGUCUUCAAGGACCGGUGGUUUUGGCGUCUGAGGAACAACAAGGUGCAGGAGGGUUACCCCAUGCAGAUCGACCAGUUCUGGAAGGGCCUGCCGCCGCGCAUCGACGCCGCCUACGAGAGGUCCGACGGAAAAUUCGUCUUCUUCAAAGGUGAUAAGUUCUGGGUGUUCAAAGAGGUCACGGCUGAGCCGGGCUACCCUCACAGCCUGGUGGAGCUCGGCAGCUGCCUCCCCAAAGACGGCAUCGACACGGCACUUCGCUGGGAGCCCGUUGGGAAGACCUACUUCUUCAAGGGCGACCAGUACUGGCGCUACAACGAGGACAAGCACACGGCUGACCCAGGAUACCCCAAACCCAUCACGGUGUGGAAGGGAAUACCGGACGCUCCACAGGGAGCCUUCAUCAGCCGGGAGGGAUACUACACUUACUUCUACAAGGGGAAGGAGUACUGGAAGUUUGACAACCAGAAGCUAACAGUGGAACCCGGGUAUCCCAAGUCCAUCUUGCGUGACUGGAUGGGCUGUGACCAGUCCGACAUGGAGCGGUCCGGUGGAGGAAACCGCGGAGACCGGCAGCUGCCUCUCGAUGAUGUGGACAUCAUGGUCGCCAUCAACGACGUCCCUACGACGGUCAACGCCAUCGCCGUGGUGAUCCCCUGCAUCCUGUCGCUGUGCAUCCUGGUGCUGGUGUACACCAUAUUCCAGUUUAAAAACAAAGGGGUGCAGCAGAACACCAUGACGCAGCACUACUACAAAUACCCCGUCCAGGAGUGGGUAUGACACGCAUUUUGCAAAAAGGUCAGAGGUAUUUGGAGACGGGGGAUCGAGCUGCUAGCUAAUGUUGGCUACUGGCCAAAAGCAAAGCAAAGACGCUGAUUAUGCUAGCUACAAGAAGACUACGAAUGCUCUGUAGGAGUAGAUUUAGACUUCGACUGUUGGUGACUGUGAGAUUUGUGUCAAGUACGGCGAGAUCUGAAAGACAGAAAAACUGACUGGAUCUUCCCUGGAUAAAAAUAAAACAGAGGGGAAAAUUAACUUCUUCUUCUUCUAUUUCUUCUUCUUCUGGGACCUAACGCACCGCUCUUCUUCUCAGUGAAAAUAAAAAGAAGUUAAAAAAAAAAAGGAUCUGGGGCACAAAAGAAAAUGUUCCUCUAAGCCAGAAACCACCUCCAAGUUUGUUCAAACAACAGUGAGUUAGUUUAAACGAAAAAGAAAAAGAAAAGUAAUGGUUUAUAAACAUCAAACUUGAAGAUAAAUACAGGUAAAAAGGGCCAUAA